This is a messenger RNA of Calypte anna (Anna's hummingbird), 654 nucleotides long. It is a transcript of the gene CHCT1, whose product is annotated as chromosome 19 C17orf64 homolog. The record is from RefSeq and is a predicted model, not a curated record. The transcript is spliced from 5 exons. The coding region runs from base 1 to 654 and encodes 217 amino acids. Lineage: Eukaryota; Metazoa; Chordata; Aves; Apodiformes; Trochilidae.
AUGGAGGAGAUGAGCUCUGAGGAUAAAAUGGAUGGAGCUGAGGCAAAGGAUGGCACUGACAGCCAGACCACAAAGAAGGAUGUGGAUGGCACAGCAAAGGAAGCAGCCUUUGUGAUGGGCAGCAGGAGUGCUCCACCAUGCAAGACCCCACUCAUCUGCUGUGCAGACGGCCUUGAUCAGGACACCUUUAAAAUUUGCAAGGAGCUUUUCAGACCCUUUAAGAAGUCCCUUCGACAACUGCAUUUGCCCCAGCACCUCCUCAGAAAGAAAAAACUGAAGUACCUGGUGGGAAGUUUGACCACAGUUGGAGGACGCAUUGAUCUCUUUGUCCAGAAGUACUGCAGAGCCUCAGAAGUCCAGCACUGGCAGCAGAUGCUCUGGCAGUUUGUCUCCCUCUUCUCAGAGAUGGAUGCAGAGCAGCUGCAGAAGCUGUAUGAGCACAUCAAGAACAACCAAAUGGAUAAAUUUCUGGAAUUACGCUUUCCUUCAGAAAAAUCUCAUUUGGUUCCAAGACUCAAAGAAGAGAAACUGGAGCAACUUUAUGCCAGCUGGGGUCUCAGCAGAGGAACAAGUGACCUGCAGAAACACUUAGGUAAGAGAAACAGUCAACACCAACACCCAGCAGGAAGAAUGACAGGAGAGGUACUUGCAUAA